CACGCUUCGCCUGCAUCAAGACAUCUCUUCGCCUCUCAAAGUUCUCCAAACAGACUCGCAAACUUUUACACCUCUGACUGGACUUUCCAAAACCCAGCCAGCGCCCCUCAUCCACACACACACACACACACACACACCACAAAAUCAGUGAAAAACAAAAUGAAGAACACCGUCGUCUUCUCCACCGUCGCGGCCAUGCUGCUGCCAGCGCUCGUCGCCGGCGCUGCCCUCGGCGCCCGCGGCGAGGGCGCCGAGCCCGCCUACGUCUGGGCUUCUCAGUCUGGCAAGCGUGACGCUGCCACCGAGGAGGCGGAGCCCGCCUACGUCUGGGCAUCUGGAAAGCGUGAACCCGCCAGCGAGGAGGCUGAACCCGCCUACGUCUGGGCAUCGGGGAAGCGUGAAUCAGCUACCGAGGAGGCCGAGCCCGCCUACGUCUGGGCGUCGGGGAAGCGUGAACCCGCCAGCGAGGAGGCUGAACCCGCAUACGUCUGGGCAUCGGGGAAGCGUGAAUCAGCUACCGAGGAGGCCGAGCCCGCCUACGUCUGGGCAUCUGGAAAGCGUGGCGCGGCCAGCGAGGAGGCUGAGCCAGCUUAUGUCUGGGCUUCUCAGUCUGGCCGCCGUGCCGAGUCUGAGGAGUAGAUUGUGUAGAUCCAGGCAACUCAUCUACGAUCGGAUCAGUCGGCAGGGAUAGGACUUUGAAAAUGGUCGGCCUGGCCCAUGACUUGGGCUAGAGUGCGAACAGGUUCCCAUGACAGACAAUUGAAGAUGAUGAGAUGGACGACCUA
This is a messenger RNA of Microdochium trichocladiopsis, 785 nucleotides long. RefSeq lists its product as uncharacterized. The coding region runs from base 160 to 639 and encodes 159 amino acids. NCBI's taxonomy places the organism in Eukaryota, Fungi, Ascomycota, Sordariomycetes, Xylariales, Microdochiaceae. The record is from RefSeq and is a predicted model, not a curated record. The transcript has 2 exons.